Messenger RNA from Babesia bigemina, 4848 nucleotides. Its product is annotated as Chitin_bind_4 domain containing protein. The record is from RefSeq and is a predicted model, not a curated record. NCBI's taxonomy places the organism in Eukaryota, Apicomplexa, Aconoidasida, Piroplasmida, Babesiidae. Bases 1 to 4848 code for a protein of 1615 amino acids. The transcript has a single exon.
AUGGAGAACAUUCGGCUUCGCACUCUUAAGGACUGUCUCCAGUUCUUUGAGUGGCUGAAAAGGGACGAGGGUAUGAAAAGCAGCGUGGCCAGUGAAUUGGCUAGUCGUUAUGGGAAUUAUUAUAAUCAUGUUUCUUUGACUGGAACACUGCCUGUCCCUUUUUCCGAAUUCCUCACAAACGUAUCGAAGUUCUAUCAUAAAUUAGCCAAGAGUCCAACAGCCGGAAAGUAUACAGGCAAGAGCUCACAAGAGAUUACUAGUGCUCUUUUUGAGUGUAUGCCCAAGUUCCUUGCCGCGCUGUAUUACUUGUUGUAUAAUGUGGAUUAUAAGUAUGCUGCAGUGGGAGGUUCGUACUGGGAGGAUUUGUAUCCUGGGUGGGAUGCGGAACGGCGGGGAUGGUGGGGCAAUUACCCUGAGUCUGGUGGUGCCCUGCAGCAAUAUCUCAGAUUGUCUAUAUCUUUUCAGCUUGAACUAAUACCUGGAGGCUUCAGUUACGGAGAGUUGACAUAUGGUUACGAUUUUAGUGCUAAAUUUGCCUAUCCCCGGGGUAAGAAUAUGGUUGGUGACCUUGAAAGGAUUCUGAACAAAACAACACACAAUUAUUUUCGUGACGUAUUUGCCACAUCAGUUCUGGUAGAUGCCGGUGCCAACAAGGUGAACACUGCGAACUCUCUGGCAUUGGUGAACUUAUUUUGCGAGAUUGUGGCUGCAGCAGAGAAGAGGAAUCAGGGCGGUGAAGAGUUAAAACAAACUUUGAAUGAUCAUUUUAAGCCAAAAUGUAUAAAUUGGACCGAAUUAUCAUCCCAUUGUUCGAUGAUUAAAAUGGAGUGUAAAAAAAUUUUCAGGAAUGAUGGCUUUUCCUACACCGGCCAGUCACCGGUGCUCGAAGCCCUAAACACUAGGGAAUUCGGCAAAAGGACUGCCAAAUGGUUGGCAGAAAAUUUGGAAAAUGUACGACAGAAUGUGAUUAAAAUUAACAAAAGUUUCCCAGUCGACGACACAACCAAGAAGCCCAAGCUCGCGGAAUUUGUCACCAAUCAUGUUUUCCCCUACGGUUUCAUAUUCGGUGACACAAGCUAUGGAACCCUGGGCAAAGCAUAUAAGACUUUGACACAUCAUUGGCGUACCGUUUUAGAAAUGCUCGGUAAAGAUGAUGACGGUUUGGAUAAGUUGCGAAAACUUUUGGAAGGUGAGGGGUGUGAGGCUGCAAAAACAUCAAGGCCUGUAGCAGCCGCGAAGCCUGCGCCUGCGAAACCUGCGCCGGAGCCACAGCCUUCAGACGGUCAAGAUGCUGGUAGGCAGCAAAAUAACGUGUUACACGUUAUCCUGAGUGGUAAUGGAGGAGGGGGAGGAAGCAGCGGUGGUACAGGAGCUGGAGUGAAUCUUCAACGGACAAAUAAUCAUGCUCAAUCAACGCAACAGACUGGGCCAACUGGAGUCAGAGGCCCGAUAGGGCCUCCUCGUCCUGAAGUUACCUCUAUUCCUAACCCUGAGGCGGUAAAUUUGGCUGUCACUAGAGCUAAGAGUGCUGUAAAUGGCGGUGGUCAUGAUCAGGGCAAGAAAUCUGAGGGAGCACAGAACCAGGGCAAGAAAGCGGAGGGAGGGCAAGGUCAAGCGGGUGGUCAAAUUGAAACAAACUCUCCUAGUUCACAAGUCGCACAGGCGGCACAAACUCAGACUUCAAGUGAUUCACGUGCAGGCUCUGAGCCACCUGGUUCCCCUGGUCCCAGUGGUGAUCAGGGCCGGGGUGCCCAGGCAGCUACUUCUGGCGCUGCUCAACAAAAUGUUCACGAGGCUCAGCCGGUUUCAGGUGACAGUAGUAUGGCGUCCGCUGGUUUAAGUGCCGGUGGAGCGGGAGGGGGUGGAAUGGAACCUACGAUUCCUCAAACACAACCCCCCUCUGAACGUAAUCCGUGUUCUAAAGAUAGGUCUCGCAUGAUGUUUGGUGGCAGAACGAUAUGUGUUCCUAAAUCUGAGACAACGACUUCCACUUUCCAUCCGUUUCAUAAAGCCAUUAGUAAAGCUUGGGAUGCAUCCAAGGCGCACUACUUUCCACCCAGCUCACCUACCUAUUCUAAUGCACAAGAUAUUCAGGGACUUCGGACGCAAGAUAUUAAUACUCCUCUUGUUCAUACACAUCAACCUAUCGCCAAUCUACCUAGUGGUCGGCAGAUAACCCCUCAGGGAGCUCGGUGGAGUGGAAAGGGGAAUAACCCUGCAACACAUCCGGAUUAUGACAUCUCUAGAGGAUCCUAUUCCUUUUAUAGUCCUGACGGUUAUGCCAUUUCAGAUUUGUCAGAUGCGACACUGGGCGGUGUUACAAUGCCAGAUACGUCGUUUGAAGAAGAAGAAAAGGAUAGACAAAAAAGACUUCAAGCUCAUGAUGAAAGACAACUUUUCAAAGAAAAAGCCAAUCGCCAAGCGUAUGUAAACAUGCAGGCCAAUGACCUAAUCAAAUCGAUUGAGGAGGUAAAAAAAUCGAAAGAUAAAUUGAUGCAGGAGACGAUAAACCAACUACUACUAGCAGAACAACAAAAAUUAAUAACUACAGGUUUCGACGGCCAGCCGGUUGUUGAUGUUGGCUACGUGGAUGGUGAAGAGAUUAAGGAUGAUUCACCACAUAAACAUGAACAUGAGAGCAAGUUGCAAUUCGAGGCCUACGACCAAGCUACGAAUAUACAGCGGGAUAGGCAGAAGCAGUGGGAACAAUAUUAUCAAGAACAAAAUGAAAAAAUUAAUAACUCAGAGGAAAAGCAUCAACAAGAGGUAAAAAGAACUCUCGAUGCCAUAAAGUACUUCAAAGAAGUGGAAUACCGAAGACAACGAGAGGCGGCCGAAGCCGUAACUGGUGUACCACUUUUUUCCAAGACUGCCUCUAAUCUCCUGGAAUCGCCUAAUUAUUCGACGAUAUCGACAUUACCAAUGGUCACUGGAGCACGCAUUCCGAAAUCCAACCAGCUGUUACCGAUUCCCAAUGGCGGUUUUGACACUGCGAUGCCUCCGCAUCCAACAAUCCAUUUAGAAAUCGAAAAACCGCAUGAUUCCAGAAUUAUAUACGGAAUUAAAGAAUUCGAUAAUUCUCAGACACCAACAAAUUCAAUAGAACCUGCCUUGCCGGAUGAUACAAUUCCCAACAUGGAUCCUGAGUCAGAUACCGAUUAUUCCAACAAUAUAGGUGUUUUUAAAAAUUACGGAUUUACUGUGGAUCCCAAUCCCAACAUGUGCAAUAAUCCAUGGAAUUACGCUGAUGAUUCUGCCACCUCACCAACUCUCCCCCCUCCCCCAGACUCCGACCAUCUACCGCCUCCCACCAACGUCAAGGCCAUGCUCUUCUGGCUGGUCGGCUUCAAUACGUACGGACUUACUGCAAAAACAGAGAGACACAUGGAAGGUAUACUUAAGGAAAUCAACAGUGAUACAUUGUACCCUAAGUAUGCCCUUGCGAUCACCGGUGACCUUCCCACUCUGCCCGCAUCCAAUAUCGCCGACACCCUCACCGAGGCUUGUCUCUACUCAGCACACGUUCUGAACGGAAUAAUGCGUAUGAAAUCCAACGACGUAUUGUCUCCCAUCGACUUUAAAUCAGUGUAUAGUCAGCUUCGCUAUUCCACCGACCCCGCCGGUCUCCUCUGCCAGCUGCGUGACUACGUCUACGCCUGCCACCACCAGUUGGCGUUCCUGAAAGCGCAGUGUAAGCAAGGAAAGUCUCAUGGUGGUUGGCAGGAUUGUAACUAUGGCAGUGACGUCAGUCCUACGAAGUCCCCCCUCCAGUCCUUCCUGACUGACGACUGGGACUCCACCUUCAAGACUCACCUCUUCGACCCGAGCAACCUGUGCCACAAGAGCAGGAUCAGGAUGGGAUUUAAGGCGAAGGAUUUGCCAGAGAAGUUACAACUGGGCAGUGUCAUUUCAUCCAUCCUCACUCCCAGCUGCGGCGGUGAGGACCCCCUGCUGACAUUGUCCUCCUACCUCAACUGCCUCACCAGGCGGACGCCGAGAACGACAGGAGAGCUUGUGUCGUACUUCCACAAUUUCGGUAUGGAGUUGUACGAUUUCGCUUUGGAUUCAUUAUCUCAACUGGAUUCAUCUCUUACCAAGUCACAUCCCGACUGCCCCGACUGGGACCAUCUUGGUGACUCCGACCUCCAAGCAGUUCGGGGCAUCUGUGGUUCUGAGUCUCUCAUAUCCAAACACAACUCCAGCCACGACAAGGACCAUCCCAAUACCCUGUCCACACUUGUUGGCUGCGGCAGUGACGCUGACAGCUGCCAUCCACACUGCUCGCCCAUCACCUACCGGGCGUACGCCCUGUACUCCCAGAGCUUCGCCCACACCUACCUCAGCUGGACGGUGUACCUGCCGGACAGACUGCAUGAGUCACUUCAAAAGCUGUACUACGAUCUCCUGAAGCAUAAAUGUUCUAGUGACAAAUUUUUCCACUCAUGUUCCACUGCGCUGCCCCUCCUCUACUUACACGGGUUCACGCCGCCGGAGGUGGGAUCGCAGGUGUCGCUCAAGUGCUCAGAUGUCAUCGCCAAGCUGAAGGAGAUUGUCAACGGCAAGCCUAUCGCAUCACUCAUGACCGCCAUGGACAAUUUCCUCUACACAGUCCGGGAGCCAUUCAUCUUCACCCUCGUGGCACUCUGGUCUCUUGCAUUCCUCCUCUUCACCAACACGAUGUUGUACCGCCUGGACGUGCUGCGCAUACGAUCACACCUUAUCCGCACCAAGGCUUCACACCGCAUCGACGUCAAGGCCUUACUCACGAAAGGCCGGAAGAUGCUCUCACUUUACAAAGACGUCGACUACUUCGACGAAGACACACUUAGUCAAUUUGUAGUUCAAUAA